AUGGAAAUAAUCAAUGGAGAAAAUGUAGAAAAUGCAGAAAAUGUAGAAAAUGUAGAAAAUGCAGAAAAUGUAGAAAAUGCAGAAAAUGUAGAAAAUGUAGAAAAUACAGAAAAUGUAGAAAAUACAGAAAAUGUAGAAAAUGCAGAAAAUGUAGAAAAUGCAGAAAAUGUAGAAAAUGUAGAAAAUACAGAAAAUGUAGAAAAUACAGAAAAUGUAGAAAAUGCAGAAAAUGUAGAAAAUGUAGAAAAUACAGAAAAUGUAGAAAAUGUUGAAAACAAUAAUGUGCUUAUAACCCAACCAAUUGAAAUGAAUUUCGAACUUAUUUGUGAUAUUGUAGAAAGAGAAAAUAUAAUAAAUAUAGCCGAUGAUAAUAAAAAAUGUAUCAUUAAUUUUUUAUUACAUUUUUAUAAAACAUAUAAAUGUUUUGGAUAUAAAGAAAUUACAAAUUUAAAUAAUUUUUUAAAGCUAAUUAUAACUAAGUUUAAAGAGGAAAAUGAAAAUGCUUUUUUUGAAAAAAUGAUAUUUAUACAUAUAGAAAAUAUGUGCAAUCGAUUUAUAAAUGUAAAAUUAAAGCAUGAUCCUCAAUAUAUUGAGCAAAUUGAAUUAUAUUUUUUCUAUAUUCUUGACUUGAGUUCCUAUUUAAAAAAUACAAAAACAGAAUCGAGCUUUUCAAAAUUAACUAAUGAAAGAGUACAAAAUUUAGUUAUGGCAAUUGUAAAUCAUUUGACAAAUUUCUUAGUAUAUGCAUUAAGAAUGAUAGAAUCGAACUACUAUAAAGAUCUAUAUUUAAUGUUAAUAUCAAAAGGAAAAAUAAUAGACAGUUUAGUAAAUUUAUAUUUAAAUUAUGAUCAAUCAGAUAAAUAUAUCAUUUAUAUUUUACUUAUAUUAUCAAGACAUAAAGAAUUUGAUGAUGAUAUAAUUAAUUGUGGAAUUAUAGAAUUAUUUAAUUCUCAAAUAUUUCUAAAUAAUGAUAAUAUUAAUAAUAAGCACUAUUUUUUUAUUGAAAUAAUUAUAAAUAUUGUUAUAAGAAACCAAAAGGGCAAUAUAACCUUUUUAGUAAAUAAAAAUGAGCUUGAUUAUGUUAAUAAUAUUUUAGAGAAAAUUUUGAUAAAAAUAAAAGAGGGCAGUCCCAAUUUAACUUGCAUAAGUUUGUUAAAAUUGAUAUUUUAUAUAAUACAAAAUAAAAAUAGCUACAUUCAUUUAUUCCUACUUGGCUUUAAAAAAAAAAUAUUACAUGUUCAGGAUAUGUCAUUUGUUCAUAAUUUAAAUAAUGUAAUAGGUUGUAUAGAAAAUAUUUGCGUGUUUAAAAAUGGAAAAAUAGAAAAUUUUGAUAAUUUUAUGGACGAUUUUCUUUGUAUUUUAUUUUGUAUUUUAAGAAUUGUCAUGAAACUUUUACUUUGUCCAUUUUCCGAAAUAAAUAUAGACAGUUGUAUCGAUCCUUCUGGAAUGAAAGAGAAUAAAGAGAUUAAGAGUAUGUUGAAAUAUAGCAUAUCAAGCGAAGUAGGGGAAACAAAAAAUGAGUGUAUAAAAUUGAUAAAAAAUAUUAUAAAAUUUUCUUUGAAUUUUUUAUGUCAUGACAUUCCGAUCCUUGAUGGUGAAAAAAAAUCGCUACAUUUGGUGUGUGGUGAUAUCUUAAAAGAAAUAGGGAAUUACGAUUUUAGUGGGUAUUUAGAAGAGAAAAAAAAAAUAGUAAACGAAAUUAUAGAUAGCAUAAUGAUAAAAAUGGAAGAAACUAAGAAUAUUAGUAAUGAAGACCAACAUAUAUAUGUAUAUUCCAAACAUUUAGAGGUGAUAUUUUAUGUUAGUUUUAAUAAUGAGGAACUAAUAAAAAUGUGUUUUACAAAAGAAUUUAUAUUGCUUGUUCAUAAUAAUUAUUGUAAAUUAGAUAAAAAUGAGAAUUUAAAAAAUAUUAAAAAAAAAGAAAUACGAAACUUAUUAAAGGUAUAUUAUUUUGGAAUUUUAUAUUUAUAUAUAAAAAAUAAUUUACAAUCAGAAGAAAUCAAAGCAGACCCUAUUUCUUCUUAUAUUAAUUAUGUUAUUAUUAAAGAAUUGAAAGACAAACAAUUUAUGCUUCAAAAUGAAUUAUAUUAUUUAAUAUUUUUGAAAUUUUUAAGCAUGUCUUUAUUAAAUAACUUGUAUAAUUUUAAAUUAUUUUUAAAAAAUAAUACCUUAGAUAAUUUGCUAAGAAUAUUUAAAAGGAGCACCAUAAGAAUAAAAACAGUGGUAGUACAAUUGCUGUUUCAGUGUAUUGAAAAAGAUGAUAAUUUGGAUUUAGUUAAAAAUUAUACAAAAAAGAAUAAAUCAUUGCUUGAAGUUUUAAUGGGUUUCUGGAUAGAAAUUCAAAAAAAUGGUUUAGACAAAAAGGAAUACAUGAGUACUAAAUAUAUGAUAUAUUAUAUAUGUAAAGCAGUAACAAGUAAUUUUACAAAAUAUCUUAAACACUUUUAUGAGACAAAAUCAAUGUUUUCGAAUUUAAAGUCUAUGAUAGUUUAUGAAGAAAAAUGUUUUCUCGAUAUUUAUUUGAAAAUAAAAGAAGAAAUUGAGACUAGCCAACUAGCCGUUGUAGAAAAUGAUGAGUGGCUAGUAAAAGAAAAAAUAAAAAAUCAAAUAAGGAGAAUAGAACAGGUGGAAGCAGAGAGUGCUAUUAUACAAGAAAAUAAUUAUAAAAAAGAAGAAAAAGAAUUGGAUAAUUAUUAUGACUAUGUUAGGACUACAAAAUAG
Messenger RNA from Plasmodium vinckei vinckei, 2721 nucleotides. RefSeq names its product conserved Plasmodium protein, unknown function. Lineage: Eukaryota; Apicomplexa; Aconoidasida; Haemosporida; Plasmodiidae. The transcript is spliced from 6 exons. Bases 1 to 2721 code for a protein of 906 amino acids. The record is from RefSeq and is a predicted model, not a curated record.